Molecule: messenger RNA, 1442 nt
Organism: Papaver somniferum (opium poppy)
Lineage: Eukaryota; Viridiplantae; Streptophyta; Magnoliopsida; Ranunculales; Papaveraceae
Product: (S)-scoulerine 9-O-methyltransferase-like
Exons: 3
Coding region: 88-1260 (390 amino acids)
Biological process (GO): methylation
Molecular function (GO): O-methyltransferase activity; S-adenosylmethionine-dependent methyltransferase activity; protein dimerization activity
Source: RefSeq, a predicted model, not a curated record
UAUCUUAUAUAGAAGCAUAAACACACCAAACUUGAUCAUUGUCAUAAAAAACAGUCCUAAUUGUCAUCAAUCAAAAACAGUCCUAACAUGGCUACCAAUGGCGAAAUUUUCAAUACCUAUGGUCAUAAUCAUCAAUCAGCCACAGUCACUAAAAUCACUGCUUCUAAUGAAAGCAGCAAUGGUGUCUGUUAUCUUUCAGAAACGGCUAACUUGGGGAAGUUAAUAUGCAUUCCAAUGGCACUAAGAGCUGCGAUGGAGCUAAAUGUGUUCCAACUUAUCUCAAAGUUCGGAACUGACGCAAAAGUUUCGGCUUCUGAAAUUGCCUCUAAAAUGCCAAACGCGAAGAAUAAUCCUGAAGCAGCUAUGUAUUUGGAUAGAAUUCUUCGACUGCUCGGGGCAAGUUCUAUUCUUUCUGUUUCUACUACAAAAAAAUCAAUCAACAGAGGAGGAGAUGAUGUAGUAGUACAUGAGAAGCUUUAUGGGUUAACAAAUUCGUCGUGUUGUUUGGUCCCUCGACAAGAAGACGGGGUGUCAUUAGUCGAAGAAUUGCUAUUCACAUCUGACAAGGUUGUUGUGGAUAGUUUUUUCAAACUGAAAUGUGUGGUGGAAGAAAAAGACAGUGUGCCAUUUGAGGUUGCUCAUGGUGCUAAAAUCUUUGAGUAUGCUGCUACAGAACCAAGAAUGAAUCAAGUAUUUAACGAUGGAAUGGCAGUUUUCUCUAUUGUUGUUUUUGAGGCUGUUUUUAGAGUUUACGAUGGAUUUCUUGAUAUGAAAGAAUUGUUAGAUGUUGGUGGUGGUAUUGGUACUUCGGUUAGUAAGAUUGUUGCUAAAUACCCUUUGAUUCGCGGUGUCAACUUCGACUUGCCUCAUGUUAUUUCUGUUGCCCCUCAAUACCCAGGUGUAGAGCAUGUUGCAGGAGAUAUGUUCGAGGAAGUCCCAAAGGGUCAAAACAUGUUGCUAAAAUGGGUACUGCACGAUUGGGGUGAUGAACGAUGUGUGAAGCUGUUAAAGAAUUGUUGGAACUCAUUACCUGUGGGUGGAAAAGUUUUGAUAAUCGAGUUUGUUCUCCCGAAUGAACUUGGUAACAAUGCUGAAUCAUUCAAUGCGUUGAUUCCCGAUUUACUCCUGAUGGCUCUGAAUCCAGGCGGUAAAGAGCGAACGAUUUCCGAAUACGAUGAUUUAGGCAAAGCAGCUGGAUUCAUAAAAACUAUACCUAUCCCUAUCUCCAAUGGUCUUCAUGUCAUUGAGUUUCACAAAUGAAUGGUUAUUGAGUGCUUUGGUAAUUAAACUACCAAGAUAACUACAUCCAUUUCAUGCAUUUGCUUUUUUUUUUUCUUUUUUUUCUUUUUUUUUCUUUUUGUUUUGUAUUCCAGGUGUGAACUAGUUAGUGUGUUGAGUGGACAAAAGUAAGUAAUCGUAUUUUGUGUUUCUUAACGAGACUA